CCUGUAGCGCGCAUGCGAUCACAACAACAGAGUUUGCUAGUGUGCUAACAAAUUAGCAAGGAACAGCAGUGAUGUCAGUCGCGUGGCAGUAAAAAGACGUCGCAGCCGAGUCCAAAUCUGUUAUCGUGCACAAGUCUCCCGUGAUGGCAAAGACGUUUAAUCCAACGAACCUCAUCGCACACUUGAAAGAGGCAUCACACGGGAAGCCCCCACAGGACGGCGAAAAGUCAUCAGCUGUGACAGGAAAGAGCGAGCCCCUGUUGCUAGUGAAGAAUGUCAAGUUUCAACACUUGUUUGAACACCUCCAACCUGGCUAUGUUACGUCACAUUGUGGAUGAAGCUGCUGUACUGCACCGUAUGGCCCACAUGCAUAAAGAAGUAAAAGGAAGAGUGUAUAGGAUGGAAGUGUUGCACAGGAAGGCAAACUUGAGGGGAACACAGUGGAUCCUCCUUCUCCUGCUGCUGCUGGCUCACCUGCACGGUGCCACAGGCCAGAGAAGAAAUGGACGCAGGAACAACUACAGGCUGCCAGACGAUGGAGGGAAUGCUCCCACCUGCUCCCUGGAAGUGGUCUUCAUCCUGGACAGCUCAGAGAGCGCCAAGAUCUCCCUGUUUGAAAAGCAGAAGGGUUUCGUGCUGAGCUUCAGCACUCGCCUGUCCAUGCUGCAGGUGGCCGGCUGGACGCUGAACGUGCGAAUGGCCGCCCUCCAGUACAGCAGCACCGUGUCGGUGGAGCACAGGUUCUCGGCUUGGAAAAAUCUAGACUCCUUCCACGGCCCGGUCAGCGUCAUGAGCUACAUCGGACACGGCACCUACACCACCUACGCCAUCUCCAACGCCACGCAGUUGCUGGUGCAGGAGACGCCGGCCGACAGCGUCAGGGUGGCCGUGCUGAUGACGGACGGGGUGGACCACCCCCGGAACCCGGACGUGGUCGCGGCCGCGGCGGAGGCCAAAGCUAACGGGAUCAAGAUCUUCGCCGUGGGCUUGUCGGACAUCGCUCGGCAGAGUCGGAACAGCGCCAAGCUGCGGGCCGUCGCCAGUGCGCCCGCUCAGCAGUUUGUUCAGAGUCUUCUGGAUCCUCAACUGGAGCAGAAGCUGCUCAAAGAGAUGGGUACAGUCGUACUGGAAGAGUGUCCGGAAGCUCAGGUGUGUUUGUGUGAAAGAGGAGAGCGAGGCCCCCCAGGAGUUCCGGGCAGAAAAGGCGAGGCGGGUUUCAGAGGGCCGCCUGGUCCUCCGGGAGGCAGGGGGGAGCCCGGCGUGAACGGUCCACCUGGGAGUGACGGUCCAGAGGUAAAAUGUAACCUGCUCUUAUUUUGUGUUGUUUAUGUGGGGAUGGAGGAGGCUCUUAUUGUUGAAGGCUGUCUUGCAGGGUCGUCCGGGUUACAAGGGGAACAAGGUCAGAAGCUCUUAUCUCCAUCAUGUCAACAUAAGCACUUUAAAAGCUUGAAAUGUUUCUUUCAGGGGGAGAGGGGAGAUUGUGGCCCUCCUGGGGGUAAAGGUGACCCGGGUUCGGAGGGGCCUCCUGGACUCCAAGGACCAAAGGGAAAACAGGGAGAGCUUGGACCACCCGGUGACGUUGGCCGUGAGGGACCACCUGGGCAAAAAGGCGACCGAGGGCCUGGUGGUGACCCGGGACCACCGGGAAACUUUGGUAUUGGCUUUCCAGGAGCCAAGGGUGAAAAGGGCAUCCAGGGAAGGCCGGGUCCAACAGGUCCACUUGGCACUGGAGAACCAGGACUACCAGGCCCUCUUGGACCACCUGGACCACGAGGAAACCCUGGAACCCCUGGAGAGGGUCCUGCAGGGCCAAAGGGUGAUCGAGGAUUUGAAGGACCCCGGGGGAAUCGUGGGCUACCUGGUAUCGGGUUCAAAGGUGACAAGGGCAGCCUUGGUCCACCUGGACAGCCUGGUCCAGUUGGUUCUCCAGGUGUCGGAUUCCAAGGAGAAAAGGGUGACCAAGGCCCUGCAGGACCAACGGGCCCCAGAGGAGCUCCAGGUGUGGGAAUACCAGGACCUAAGGGAAAUCAGGGAUUCUUAGGAGUACCAGGCCCCCCUGGCGAGAGAGGUGUGGGAGCGCAAGGACCAAAAGGGGACAUGGGAGCCGAGGGCCUACCAGGCAUUCCUGGUCAGCCAGGAGAGGACGGGGUACCAGGGCAAAAGGGUGACAUUGGAUUGCCAGGACCCAGGGGACCAGAUGGCAGUCCUGGUAAAGGCGCCCCUGGAGCGAAGGGGGACAGAGGGGACAGAGGGACCAGAGGUCUGCCAGGUGCUGUUGGUCCUGUGGGGCCAGUGGGACCAAAGGGGGAUCCUGGAUUUAUCGGGCCACCGGGCGCACCAGGACAACCAGGGAGGGGUAUUCCCGGUGCCAAGGGAGAUCCAGGUCCACAAGGUCCUGCUGGAGCAGUAGGUGAACCCGGUCGGGGAAUAAUUGGACCCAAGGGUGACAGAGGGUUUCCAGGGCCUGCAGGGUUAUCGGGAGGUAAAGGAGAAGGCAUUCCAGGUCCUCCAGGGCUUCCAGGACCUCCUGGUUUGACGGGUGAGCCUGGACCAGAUGGAGUCGGCUUACCAGGACCAAAGGGAGACAGAGGCCUGCCCGGACCACCUGGGCCUGCAGGGCCGCCAGGAAUAGGCCUCCUCGGGCCAAAGGGUUCCACUGGCGUGAUAGGCCCUCCUGGUCCACAGGGCCCCGCGGGAGAGGGUAUCCAAGGACAAAAGGGAGAGCCUGGAUUUCAGGGGAUUCCUGGCCCAAGAGGUCCUCCUGGAAUAGGACUUCAGGGAGACAAGGGGGACCGAGGCUUCACUGGUGAGAGAGGGAAAAAGGGAGACAGUGGGUCUGCAGGAGAACCUGGAUCCACCGGACCGUCGGGACGAGUGGGACAAAAAGGUGAACCUGGACUUACAAGGGAAGAAAUCAUCCAAAUCGUGAGAUCGAUAUGCAAUUGCGGGGUGACGUGCCGGCAAAGCCCCUUGGAGCUGGUCUUUGUGAUCGACAGCUCAGAGAGCGUGGGCCCAGACAACUUCAAUGUCAUCAAGGACUUUGUGAGCGCCCUCGUCGACCGGGCAUCUGUGGCCAAGGACACCACGCGGGUGGGCGUGGUCCUCUACAGCCACAUCAACAUGGUGGUGGUCAGUCUCAGCCAGGAGGCAUCCCUGGACGGGGUCAAGUCGGCGGUACGCUCCAUGACCUACCUGGGCGAGGGCACCUUUACGGGCAGCGCCAUCCAGCGGGCCAAUCAGGUUUUCCGAGCGGCCAGGGCCGGGGUAAGGAAGGUGGCCAUCGUCAUCACGGAUGGCCAGGCCGACAAGAGGGACUCGGUCGGUUUGGAGAGCGCUGUGAGGGAAGCCCGGGGAAGCAACAUCGAGAUGUUUGUGAUCGGGGUGGUCAACACCAGCGACCCGCUGUUUGUGGAGUUCAGGAAGGAACUGGACCUCAUGGCUUCAGAACCGGACAGCGACCACGUAUACCUCAUUGACGACUUUAAAACCCUGCCAGCCCUCGAGAAGAAACUCUUGAGUCGCAUCUGCGAAGAUGGUCAGAGUGUCUCGCUCCAGCCCGGUCCACCUCAGCCUCCACCCACGAGGGAACCCGCUGCUCCACAGAGACCAAAAAUAGACAACAGAACUUCGUCAGAAACCCAAAGACUGCCGUUCUUUGACAGAGAACCUUUCAGACCGCAGACGACCAUCGAGACGAAGCACACCGUCAUGGCUGGAGUCAACGGGCCGAUGGCCCCCACUACGAAGGCACCACGGGGGUCCCGUCCACCCAUGACCUCUGCAUCCUCACAGCGCUGCAGUCAGAUCCUGGAUCCAGGGCCGUGCCGGGACUAUGUGGUGAGGUGGUACUACGACGCCAGGGCCAACUCCUGCGCUCAGUUCUGGUAUGGAGGCUGCCAGGGUAACGCCAACCACUUUGACAGCGAGAGGAGCUGUAAAGAAGCUUGCGUGCGUGUCUAAAAUAACUAUAAACAUCAUGACGUUCAUGGUAAUGUACGUACCAACAUGCCUCUUUAACCAAACAUGACUUUAAUGUGAAUAAAUGUUUAUUAAGCUCUUUGAAGGACACUAAAAACUUUUUUUGUGAUCUACUUACUUGAACAGUGUUUUUUUUAUAAAACCACUAACUAUUCCGUAAAGCCAAUCAUGUUGUACUCUUCUUUUUUUUUUUACUUUAUAUUUGUUAAAAUGGGGGGUGGCGCGGCUCAGGUGGUCGAGUAGAGAGUAGUCGUCUCCCAACCUGAAGGUUGUGGCUCCUGUGAUUGUGUCGAAGCGUCCUUGGGCAAGAUACUGAACCCCCACUUGCUCCUGAUGCUGCGUCACCAGUAGGUAAAUGUGCUAGCAGUGUCAAAGCGCUUUGACUGCCUUGGAGGUGGAAAAGCGCCACAUGGACCACAAAAUCUUACUUUAAAUACAGUGUAAUGUCAUUAAAGAAUAAAGCUA
This is a messenger RNA of Dunckerocampus dactyliophorus (ringed pipefish), 4443 nucleotides long. It is a transcript of the gene col28a1b, whose product is annotated as collagen, type XXVIII, alpha 1b. Lineage: Eukaryota; Metazoa; Chordata; Actinopteri; Syngnathiformes; Syngnathidae. The record is from RefSeq and is a predicted model, not a curated record. The transcript is spliced from 32 exons. Gene Ontology annotation, molecular function: serine-type endopeptidase inhibitor activity. Bases 274 to 3960 code for a protein of 1228 amino acids.